AUGUCUGAGGAAUUUCCUCAAGAAAAGAAUGUCCUAGAAAAUGAUGAAUCCAGUAAAGUUACUGAAAGUUAUACAAAGCUUGAUGUGGGUGAUUCAGAGAGUUAUGAUGUGCCAUCUAUUAAAGACUUGAGUACUUUACGUAAAGUUGCUGGUCGCAUACCCACUGAAAAAAAUGGUCAACCUGGUGCAAUUGGUGCAGGUCAACAAACUGCAACUGCAUUAACUUUGUUUUUCCAAUUCUUUUGUUAUAUCACUCCUAUAUUCGGUGCAAUUCUUGCUGAUCAAUAUAUUGGAAGAUUCAAUACUAUUUUUAUGUUUUGUUGUAUUUACAUGGUUGGUCUAGUUGUCUUGACUGUGACUGCAAUUCCACAAGCAAUUGCUGCAGGUGUUACUCUUCCUGGUCUAAUUAUUGCUAUGGUUAUUAUAGGGUUGGGUACAGGUGGAAUCAAAUGUAAUGUUGCUCCUUUGGCCGGUGAACAAAAUACACUCACAAAACCCUAUGUCAAAGUAUUAGCAAAUGGUGAUAAAGUCGUUGUGGACCCAGAAUUGACCACUCAAUCUAUUUUUCAUUGGUUCUAUUUGGCAAUAAACAUCGGUGCUCUAUCCCCAGUAAUCACUACAAAUGUCGAAAAAUAUCAUUCUUAUUGGUUGGCUUACCUAAUUCCAUUAAUAAUGUUUAUUUUCGCAAUUUUGGUGUUGAUAAUUGGAAAAAAUCAAUUGGUCAAAAAAACUCCAAAUGGAUCUGCUUUAUUAAAUUGUUUUCGAGUUCUUCGUGUAGCUUAUUCUCAUGAUCGUUCUUUAGAAAAUGCAAAACCUUCCAAUAUGUCUGAUGAUGCUAAAGCCAAAGAACGUGUAACUUGGGAUGAUGACUUUGUGGAUCAAGAUCAAUACAAUACUACCGUAUGCAAUAUUUACGCGAAAUAA
This is a messenger RNA of Racocetra fulgida, 924 nucleotides long. NCBI's taxonomy places the organism in Eukaryota, Fungi, Glomeromycota, Glomeromycetes, Diversisporales, Gigasporaceae. The record is from the annotation of a GenBank genome assembly.